ACUUCCUGGAAGAAGAAACCCAGCACAAAUAGAACACCGGUUCCCCAUCUCCCAAUCUCUCGCUCUCUCUAGAACAAAAAGGAGAGAUGGAUUUGUACCUCAUGUUCCACAGCGUGCUGAUGCACGUCGCCGCCGCGCUGGUGGUGCUGGUGUACAUCCCGCUGUCCAUGCCCGUGAAGCUGUUCUUGUGGGCGUUCGUGAAGCCGCUGAGGAAGGAGAGCCUGAGAGGGAAGGUCGUCCUCAUCACCGGCGCCUCCUCCGGCAUCGGCGAGGAACUGGCCUACCAGUACGCAGCGCAAGGUGCGUGCCUGGCGCUGGUGGCGCGGAGGAAGAAGGCUCUCGAGGGCGUCGCCGCCGCCGCCCUGGAGCGCGGCUCGCCGGACGUCCUCGUCCUGCCGGCCGACGUCUCCGACGCCGACCAGUCGAGACGCGCCGUCGAGGAGACAGUCGCGCACUUCGGCAAAUUGAACCAUCUGGUUGCCAAUGCCGGUAUCUGGUCCUCUUGCUCCUUCGAUGAAGUCACCAACAUAACCGCUUUCACCAAGAUGAUGGACGUGAACUUCUGGGGAUCCGUGUACCCGACCUACUAUGCCCUACCACACCUCAAGGCCAGCAAAGGGAAACUCGUCGUGUCGUGCUCCGCGGCAGGAACAGUCGGCACUUCAAGAAUGAGCUUCUACAAUGCAACCAAAGCGGCGCAACUGAGGUUCUACGAAACAUUGCGAGCCGAGCUCGGGUCGGAGGUCGGGAUCACAGUUCUCACCCCUGGCUACGUCGAAUCCGAGAUUACCAAGGGCAAGGGCAUCCAGAGCGGCGGCGAUGUCGCUGUCAACGAGGAAGCCAGAGAUGAGCAGAUCGGCGUGUUCCCGGUGGGCCGCGUGGCGGAGCUGGGCGAGGUGGCCAUGGACGGCAUCCGGGCCGGCGACUGGUACGUCACGUGGCCGUCGCUGUUCCGGCCGCUGCAGCUGGUAGCCUGCCUCGCCCCCGGGGUGCUGGACUGGGCCUGCCGCGCGCUGUACGGCACCAGGAAGGGGGCACGACCGCCGCUCGGGAAGAGGAUCAUGGAGGCCACCGGCAUGAAGCGCCUCUUCCCGGAGGCUCUCCGCCGCAACCCAGCCAUCAAGACAGAGGACGAGGAAUAUUGCGACGGCGAAGAAGGCUACGGCGCCGCUGACGAUGCCGCCGCGGCGUACCUACUGCAAUGCAGGAAGGGUUUGCGAGCCGCACAUACGUACAUACGUUGCAUUUUUAGCCUUUCGGAUUCAAUCCUGUAAUAAAAUUGAUUGAUACUAGUAGUACCAAGUGAAACUUAAUUUACGGUAGUGAACUAGGGAUCUUCCAAAAAGAAAAGGUUUAAUUGGAUCCAUACCACUACAAAUAUAUCAUUUAAGAUAAAUGCAACGGCUAUUCAUGAUA
Molecule: messenger RNA, 1416 nt
Organism: Oryza sativa Japonica Group (Japanese rice)
Lineage: Eukaryota; Viridiplantae; Streptophyta; Magnoliopsida; Poales; Poaceae
Product: 11-beta-hydroxysteroid dehydrogenase 1A
Cellular component (GO): cytosol
Molecular function (GO): oxidoreductase activity
Source: RefSeq, a predicted model, not a curated record